AUGACCCGGGGGCGACCCUCUCACGGGCGGGAAGGCGGAGGGAAUGACCUUCGGGGGCCAGAAGCACGGACAGCUCCCCGGGCGGCAGCCCCGGACGGCGGCCAGGUUCCCAGCCCACCCGCCACGUCCGUCCUCCCCCCCGGAACCCUGACCAGCUCCUUCCACGGCCAGACCCAGCUCCUGUCUCACUUCUGGCCGGAGGCCCCGUCUGCACCCUGGAGGCAGAACCACCCGGGGGACGGAGAGCUGUGUCUUCUGAGGCCACAGCAAAGAGGCCACCCGGCCGCCCCACCCUCGGGCAAACCCCACACACACAGAGACCCCGCGCGCUCGCUCACCCCUACCCACGCCCACGCGGGGACGCACGGAGACGCGCAGCGGCGCCCCCAGGCUUUCCCUGGAAAAGUGGGCCCGUCCCCCCGCCACGUGCACACCACUUCCACCCCGCGUGUGGGGGCCCCAGACCGUGUCCAGCUCCCACGUGCCACGGGUGAGGAGGAAGUCAGGGCAGCGUCCCCGCGCCGAGCGGAGGAACUGGCCGCAAGCCGCAGCGGAGGACAGCGGGGGCUGGGUGCCUCCCGGUCCCCCUCCCCCACACCCCCACCCACCUCCACGAAGGACCCGAGACCGGGCGUCACCCGGGGGGGCGCUCCGCUGGGCCUGGCCCUCGGCAGAGGCGGCGGUCACCCCCGUCGGCGUGGAGGGGACAGGAGGGACAGCCAGCGGCGGCGUCACUUCCGGGGGGCGGGCGCCGCCCAGGCACCGGGUUGGCAGGGACUGAGAAGACGGGUCCGCCGGCUGGGACGCGGCCGAGGGGGCGGCUCCGUCCUGCAGCGCCCGCCUGGCUGGCUCCUGGCUCCUGGCUCCGCGUCGGGCCUGACGGUCCCCGGGCGGCGGGCCGCAGCCGCCCCCUCCCCACCUCCACCCCCGCGCUGGGGCUCUGCCCACACCCCGGGAGUUCCUUCAGCCUCAGAACGGCAGACGGGUCCUCUUUCUGGCCAGAUGGCGAUGAGCCCUCACAGAGGGAAAACGGGGCUGGCCGUGGUCACCUCGGGUAACGUGAAACAGGUCAGUUCCCUGGCGCUUACAGCCAGCGGUCAAGCUGGUGCCGAGACCCAGCGUGCAGGCCCGGCCCCGCCCCGCGGUCAGCGUCCCGAGGCUGUGCCGCCGGGGCCUGCUCUCCCGCAGCAAGGCCAGCUCUGCUCCCCAGAGCGGGUCCCCAGCCCACGCGGUCCAGGCCGGGUCCAGGCCGACAGAGUCCAGUUGCCUCGCUGGUCCCCCUUCCGGGGUGGGGCUGUUUCUCUGGCCUCUGAGAGAAGCGGGCCUGAGCUGCGGGAGGCCUGUGUGUCAGCCGGGGCGGGGGUGAUUUUCACUGAUCGGAUCCACGUAAACCGCUCCGCUGUCAAGACCCUUGUUCCUUUUCAGAAGCCGCGCUGCCAGGCGGGCCCCUCCGCCCAGCACGGAAGCCUCUCGCGGCUCCCAGCAGAGCAGCAGCCCCCCGUCACGCAGACGAGAGCCUGGGGCCCGAGUCACGGGGGGGCAGAGGCGCGGGCCCCUGGGAGCUGCCCCGCGGCACGCCCGCUGCCCCCGUCCUUCUCUCCCUCCCUCUCUCAUCACGCCCUCCAGGCUGGUCAGUCCCUAGAGGCCUGGCUUCCCCAGAGACAGCUCCGCCCCCAGACAGGCCCUGGAGCAGACGUCGGCGGGGUGCGGCGCCUGGGCGGGCGGAGCUCAAGGCCGACAGAGAACCCGUGCAGCCCCCCGGCCGGCCCCCCGCAGCGCGCCAGCCGACCGUGGUCCCCGCACACCCGGCAGCUCCGUCCAGGGGUCGUCCGGGGGUGGCUUGUCCAGCCAGGCGGACGGAGGGGCAUCACCCAACAGCCCCGCGUACCCCCAGGCCCCAAGUCCAGGGCCACCGGGCUGGGGCAGGAGGGGCCUGGGGGAUUCCGGACUGCCCGGAGACCCUGCCCCGUGUGCAGGCGGGGCCGGCGCCUGGUCAGGAACAGCAGCCGCAUGGUGGCCUUUGGAGGUACAAGUCACGUGGCCUCCUGCCAGGCCCCGAGCCCUCGGGCCGGUUACGCAAGCAGGGACCUCGGCGCCCGCGGAGAGAACGCGGGGGACCCGCGUGCAGCGCCGAGCUCCCCGUCCUGCUGGCGGCACCGCUGUGCUUGGCCCCGCUCCUGCCACGUGGCGCCUCCACACUGGGACAAGCCCCGCCGGCAGCGGCACGCCCGUGUGGGAGUCACGUGCGGGGUGGCCAGGCCCGGCCGUCACCCAAGCGCGGGGGCCAGGCUGCAGGAGGCGCCUCCCUCCCGGCGGACCCCAGCCUCAGAGGCCGGGUCCCAGGGCCGUGAGGCCCCCAGAGCUCAGCUCCCCCAGCCGCGGGUCCGCAGGCUCCAGCGAGCUUGCCAGGGGAGCCCCCGUCCUCUCUCACGGCUCGGGAGCGGCCCCAGACGCCGCUGCCCCGCCCUGCCCACACCCGAGGGCCCACCUGUGACUGUCGGUACCUCCCGGCACAGGGGCUCCAGGCAGGGUCCCCCCGCCUGCGAGGCUCGCUCAGGAGCUGCCCGCCCCAGGGCUGCCCAAGCAGCGCAGCUGAGGCUCCCGGGCCAGCCGAGGGGGGACGCGUGGACAUCUGCGCUCAGGCCAGAGACCCACAGCCACACAGACCCACCGCGUACCCUCAACGACAGCGGGAACAAUACCGCAGAUGGUGGGGGUGGCAUGAAGAACAGAACCUUGCUCCUCACGGUUCUGGAGGCUGGAAGUUCAAGAUCAAGGUGCCGGCAGUUUCGGAGCCUGGCGUUCCACAGCUCACACUCGCACGCGUGCACGUCGAAAGGUCGUGACGAGCUGCACAUCUUACAUCUCUUCACGCGCCACCCCUUCCUCUUUCUGAGACCGCCCCCCGACGUCCCAUCCAGGUGGGCCGCGAGCCACGUGAUGACCACCUGUCGGGCCCUUGGAGUCCGCAAUCAGAAGAGCCAGGCAGCGAUUGAAAAAUCCUCCGUCAUCCGUUGCCUUCCUGCACUGGCUCUCAUCCUGGCUCUCAUCCUGGGCCCUCGCGGGAAGUCCCCGAGGAGACUUCAGCCCCACAUGCAGACCGUUGGCCUCGUGACCUGCCGUCUCCUAGCCUCUCAGCUUCAGGUUUCUCGUCUGUCAAGUGGGGACGGCAGGCUGCACCUGCCAGGGCUGCUGCGGCGAGCCCUGGCCAGCGCGGGAAGAGGCCCGUCGCGUGGUCACUACGGGGGCCUUUUGUGA
This is a messenger RNA of Hippopotamus amphibius kiboko, 3258 nucleotides long. RefSeq names its product collagen alpha-1(I) chain-like. The transcript has 11 exons. Bases 1 to 3258 code for a protein of 1085 amino acids. The record is from RefSeq and is a predicted model, not a curated record. NCBI's taxonomy places the organism in Eukaryota, Metazoa, Chordata, Mammalia, Artiodactyla, Hippopotamidae.